Messenger RNA from Hylaeus anthracinus, 860 nucleotides. Its product is annotated as protein lethal(2)essential for life-like. The record is from RefSeq and is a predicted model, not a curated record. The transcript has a single exon. Lineage: Eukaryota; Metazoa; Arthropoda; Insecta; Hymenoptera; Colletidae. Gene Ontology annotation, molecular function: protein folding chaperone. Bases 120 to 719 code for a protein of 199 amino acids. Gene Ontology annotation, biological process: response to heat; protein refolding.
UCAACUGAAAACGAGCAAACGAGAAGUAUCAGAGCUGCGAGUGUUCAAAGCUAAUUAUUCCAAAUCUUUUUGGAAAUCGUACGUUAUUUAACGUGAAGAUAUCAAGUGAUACAUCGAAAAUGUCUUUGAUUCCGUUGGUAUUCUCUAACUGGUGGGAGGACUUGGACCGCCCACAUCGGCUUUUGGAUCAAGACUUCGGCCUGGGACUGUAUCCUGAUCAACUUCUGAGCCCUUCAAGCCUCCUCGGUCAGUAUGGGCCUCUAGUAGAGAGAAGAUCGAGAUGCCCGCUGUUGUACUACAGACCUUGGGGUGAACUUAUGCGAAAAAGCGAGGGAGGAGGCACUUCCACCGUCAAAGCAGACAAAGAUAAGUUCGAGGUAGUCUUGGACGUUCAGCAGUUCAAGCCAGACGAGAUCAACGUUAAGGUCGUCGACAGAUGUGUCGUUAUUGAGGGUAAACACGAAGAGAAACAAGACGAACACGGCUGGAUUUCGAGACAAUUCGUCAGAAAGUACCUGAUCCCUGAACAAUGCAACAUUGAUAAACUAUCAUCCAGUUUGUCAUCCGAUGGUGUACUUACUAUCACAGCACCUAGAAAGGACAAACCGGCGAUCCAGAACGAGAGGACGAUCUCUGUCGAAAAGACUGGCAAGCCAGCGUUGAAGGAGUCCCAGGAGGAAAGGAAGGAAGAGAAGAAAGAACAGGAGAAGAAGUCCUAAAUUUUUGAACUGUAUUCCUCAUAUUUGUGUUUCUGUUUUAUACUAUUUUAUAUCUUUCACAAAUUUUUCUGUCAUAUAAUUUAUGUCACAAUAGUCUAAGUAUUACAUUUAAAAUAAAAGUGAUACGUUAAUAUUCAUUAA